GUCAUUGAACUAAAGACGGAAAGUGAAAGAAAACUGCAGAGAAAGCAGAAGCAGAAAUCAGACAAAACCUUCCUGUAUCUGGAGAACACCGCGGAUAUUCACUCACAGGAUGGUGUCCUCCUGUGGUUUGAAUGAGGAGCUCCAGUGCUCCAUCUGUCUGGAUGUGUUCACUGAUCCAGUCACCACUCCAUGCGGACACAACUUCUGCAGAACCUGCCUGGACCAGUACUGGACAAACACACACACCUGCUGCUGUCCGAUCUGUAAAGAGAAAUUCAGCAAACAGCCUGAUCUGAAGGUCAACAUCGCACUGAGAGAGGUGGUGGAGCACUUAAAGCAGGAGAGCCGUCCAGCAGAAUCUGAGACGAUGGAGGACAGACUGAAGAAGAUUCAAGAAAUCAACCACUCAGAGGACCCGAAUAAGACUGCUGCCGUCAGUAGAUCUCUCCUUCUUCCAUUUCAAACACUCCACAUGUCAAACUGGAUGCUCGCUAGUCUGGUGGUGCUGCUGGCUGUGUUGUUACUCUUCAUCAUGCCUGCUCCUCACAACAUCAGGUUGGAGUUGGUACAGAAACAUGCAGUGGAUGUGACUCUGGAUCAUGACACGGCGAAUCCAUUCCUCAUCCUGUCUGACGAUGAAAAACAAGUGAGUUUGGGACACAUCGAGAGGAACGUUCCAGAAAACCCAGAGCGGUUUAAUCACACUGUUAGUGUUCUGGGGAAACAGGGCUUCAGUUCUGGGAAGUUUUACUAUGAGGUGCAGGUGAAGGGGAAGACUGACUGGACUGUAGGACUGGCCAGAGAAUCUAUUAACAGAAAAGGCCAGAUCACACCGAGUCCUGAGAAAGGGUUCUGGACUGUGUGGCUGAGGAAUGGAAAUCAGUAUGAAGCCCUGGAUUCUCCAGCCGUCUCUCUCUCGCUGUCGACGAGCCCUGAGAAGGUUGGCGUGUUUGUGGAUUAUGAGAAGGGUUUGGUCUCCUUUUAUGAUGUGAAUGACGGAUCUCACAUCUACUCUUUCACUGCUCAGACUUUCACUGAAACACUCUAUCCAUACUUCAGUCCAGGCCUUAAUGAUGACGGGAAGAACUCAAAGCCACUGAUCAUCACACCUGUCAUAAUCACAUCAGCUAAUUAACCACAGGUGGAGUUCAAUAAUUAAAGCUGGAUUAACUGUG
Danio rerio (zebrafish) is the source of this 1175-nucleotide messenger RNA. The record is from RefSeq and is a predicted model, not a curated record. Lineage: Eukaryota; Metazoa; Chordata; Actinopteri; Cypriniformes; Danionidae.